Messenger RNA from Balaenoptera ricei (Rice's whale), 2155 nucleotides. It is a transcript of the gene GPS1, whose product is annotated as G protein pathway suppressor 1. Gene Ontology annotation, cellular component: COP9 signalosome. The record is from RefSeq and is a predicted model, not a curated record. The transcript is spliced from 14 exons. The coding region runs from base 16 to 1881 and encodes 621 amino acids. Lineage: Eukaryota; Metazoa; Chordata; Mammalia; Artiodactyla; Balaenopteridae.
GCGGGGUGGGCGAAGAUGCCGCUGCCAGUUCAGGUGUUUAACUUGCAGCAGCCAGCCAGCUCUGUGUCAGGGUCGGGGGGUGCAGAGAGUCAGGACAGAAUGCGGGGUGGCCCGGCCCCCCGCGCGGCCGCGUCGUCAGUGGCAGAUGUGCACUGCGCCCCUCCCAGCGGUAGGUCAGAGCUCUUCCUGCCGGGCACGGCCGGGGACUUCAGCCUGAGCGCCAGCCUGUCGGCCUGUACGCUGCUUUAUGAGGGGGCCGUGGAGCCUAUGCAGAUUGAUGUGGACCCCCAGGAGGACCCGCAGAACGCGCCCGAUGUCAACUACGUUGUGGAGAACCCCACCCUGGAUCUGGAGCAGUACGCGGCCAGCUACAGUGGCCUGAUGCGCAUCGAACGACUGCAGUUCAUUGCUGACCACUGCCCCCCGCUGCGGGUGGAGGCCCUGAAGAUGGCCCUGUCCUUCGUGCAGAGGACCUUCAACGUGGACAUGUACGAGGAGAUCCACCGCAAACUCCUGGAGGCUGCCAGGGAGCUGCAGAAUGCACCCGACGCCAUCCCUGAGAGCGGUGUGGAGCCCCCACCCUUGGACACAGCCUGGGUGGAGGCCACGCGGAAGAAGGCCUUGCUGAAGCUGGAGAAGCUGGACACGGAUCUGAAGAACUACAAGGGCAAUUCUAUCAAGGAGAGCAUCAGGCGUGGCCAUGACGACCUGGGUGACCACUAUCUGGACUGUGGGGACCUUAGCAACGCCCUCAAGUGUUACUCCCGGGCCCGGGACUACUGCACCAGCGCCAAGCACGUCAUUAACAUGUGCCUCAACGUUAUCAAGGUCAGCGUCUACUUGCAGAAUUGGUCUCACGUGCUGAGCUAUGUCAGCAAGGCGGAGUCCACCCCGGAAAUUGCCGAGCAGCGUGGGGAGCGUGACACCCAGACUCAGGCCAUCCUCACCAAGCUCAAGUGUGCAGCAGGCCUGGCUGAGUUGGCCGCACGCAAGUACAAGCAGGCUGCCAAGUGCUUCCUGCUGGCUUCCUUCGAUCACUGCGACUUCCCUGAGCUGCUCUCCCCCAGCAACGUGGCUGUGUACGGUGGCCUGUGCGCCUUGGCCACCUUUGACCGGCAGGAGCUGCAGCGCAAUGUCAUCUCCAGCAGCUCCUUCAAGUUGUUCUUGGAGCUGGAGCCACAGGUUCGGGACAUUAUCUUCAAAUUCUAUGAGUCCAAGUAUGCCUCGUGCCUGAAGAUGCUGGACGAGAUGAAGGACAACCUGCUCCUAGACAUGUACCUGGCCCCCCACGUCAGGACCCUGUACACACAGAUUCGCAACCGGGCCCUCAUCCAGUAUUUCAGCCCCUAUGUGUCAGCUGACAUGCGCAAGAUGGCCACAGCCUUCAACACCACAGUGGCGGCGCUGGAGGAUGAGCUGACGCAGCUCAUCCUGGAGGGUCUCAUCAACGCCCGCAUCGACUCCCACAGCAAGGUGGCCGGCCUCAGGGCUGUGGGGUGGGGGAGGGAGACUCUGGGCCCCACUGAGCCCUGCACCUCCACAGAUCCUAUAUGCCCGGGACGUGGAUCAGCGCAGCACCACCUUCGAGAAGUCUCUGCUGAUGGGCAAGGAGUUCCAGCGCCGUGCCAAAGCCAUGAUCCUGCGGGCGGCUGUGCUACGCAACCAGAUCCACGUCAAGUCCCCUCCCCGGGAAGGGAGCCAAGGAGAGCUGACGCCGGCCAACAGCCAGUCCCGGAUGAGCACCAACAUGUGAGGGCACCCUCGGCCUCCAGGAUGGUCUGCACACCUCCCACCCUGCCCCGCCCCCCCACCCUCGGACUCCUGGGCCUCCCAUCUGCUCCAGCAGCACUUCCAGAGGUGUUGCCUGUGGCCCACUUGUAGGGGCCUGGCUGCUGGCUGAUGCUAGCCCUCGGCCCCCUGCCUGGGCUUCCAUGUGCCCAGAUUCUUGUGCCCCACCUCCCCCUUGCUGCACCCUGUGCUGGGGGCGCUGGGGAGGGGGUGGGCUUUCCUGGAAGGAGAGGCCUGCUGGGCUCACCCACGUGGCGCUGGGGCCCCCACCCGGCAGCACUGUCUGUCUCCCAGCCUCCAUGUUGAUGUGUCAUUUGGGGUUGUAGCAUUAUUGAAUCUUAGUCCAUUAAAGGGCAGCCUGAGAACA